Molecule: messenger RNA, 2066 nt
Organism: Mizuhopecten yessoensis (Yesso scallop)
Lineage: Eukaryota; Metazoa; Mollusca; Bivalvia; Pectinida; Pectinidae
Product: H/ACA ribonucleoprotein complex subunit 2-like protein
Exons: 4
Coding region: 64-522 (152 amino acids)
Biological process (GO): snRNA pseudouridine synthesis; rRNA pseudouridine synthesis
Cellular component (GO): nucleolus; box H/ACA snoRNP complex
Molecular function (GO): box H/ACA snoRNA binding
Source: RefSeq, a predicted model, not a curated record
AGCUAUUCCAAGUGCGCGAACUAUACCACAACUGAAAACGAAGCACAUGUUUUGGAAGUAAUAAUGGGAAAAGACAAGAAGAGGAAGUCUGAAGGAGGAGAAGAAGAGGGUGGUGAUAGCAAAGAAGCAUGGAACUCUAAAAUUGAACAUUUAAAUGCUAUUUCAAAACCGCUAGCUCCACGGAAAUUAAGCAAACGAUUGUAUAAAGCGAUCAAAAAAGCUGCAAAACAAAAACAGCUGAGAAAGGGAGUACGAGAAGUGCAGAAAUUUGUAAGAAAAGGAGAGAAAGGUGUGAUUGUGUUGGCUGGUGAUGUAAGUCCUGUUGAUGUCAUCUGUCACAUGCCUUUACUCUGUGAAGAAGGAGGAAUACCCUACUGCUACACACCCUCAAAGGAUGACUUGGGUGCUGCUUGUGGAUCCAAAAGACCUACCUGUAUGGUAAUGAUCAAACCCCAUGACGACUAUCGUGAACUCUACGACGAAUGUGCUGGAGAGGUCAAGGACCUUCCUCUUCCCAUCUAAUCGGACCAGAAUCAUUGGAUACGGAAAUGGUUGUCGAGUCAUAAGAUCUUCAACAUUUCUUGACAUACCAGAAUCUCGGGAUAUGGAAUUGUUUGUCAAAUCUGAAGAUAUUGGACAUGGUUGACUUAGGAGGACAUCGUGAUACAGAAUUGCUCGUCAAGCUUCGAGACCUUGGACAUUGAUGGCCCAGUUAUAAGAUCUGGAAUGUUGUGGGUGUAGCAGAAGACAUCUCAGUUAAAUAUAUACAAUCGGGGCCCAGUUAUUCAAAACACUUCAUUUACUCAACUUUCCAAAAUGUAUUAUUUUCUACAAAUGUUGUCUUGUUUUUUAACUUUAAAUGUUCAUUAAAAAACUUGGCACAUGUAGUUUAAAUUUCAAACUGUAAGAAAAUGAUUGAAGUUACAAAAAACCAUCUUCAUUGAAGUUAAUAUUUCUUUGCAAAACCAGGCAAAGAUGAUACCCAUGGGGGGGGUAUGCUUUCUCUUACUCAGGACUGGUAUCCACACUUUUCCUGUUUUGAGGUUAAUAGAAUAUUUAAACCAAUUGGAAGCAAGAUAAGGGAAUCUCAACCAGAGGGGGGAAUUCUUAAGUUUCCAAACAUAAGGCUUGCCAAAGAGUUUGCCAGCUGAAGAAUCUUUCUCUUGGGGUCGAGAUCCCGAAACUUACCCCACAUGUGAUGAAAGAAUAUUUUUCUUUUACCCUGUUGACCCUGUCAAAUAUACACAUUUUAUAACCAUAUUUUAUUCUUUGAAGAGCUGUUCAAUGUUUGGGUUUGCGGAAACAGGAUAUCGAGAUGGAACAGGUUUUGUCACACAGAAUCUACCUUUUAACAGUACAGACAGUGUUUAUUCUUGGUGUUUUCAGAACUGUUCUAAUGACCAUUUCAUUACCCGAUACAUAAAUAUAUACAUGUAUAUGUAAAUCACUGAAAUACAUAAAUAUAUAAAUCACUGAAAUACAUGUAUAUGUAAAUCACUGAAAUACAUAAAUAUGUAAAUCACUGAGAUACAUGUAUAUGUAAAUCACUGAAAUACAUAAAUAUGUAAAUCACUGAGAUACAUGUAUAUGUAAAUCACUGAAAUACAUAAAUAUAUAAAUCACUGAGAUACAUAAAAAGGUAAAUCACUGAGAUAUUUAAAAAAAAAAUCAUUGCAAUUUAAAAUCCAUUAUUUUCUUUAAUAAAAUAGGUCUUGUCAUGUUAUACCUAGCAUUUAUUGCAAACACCAAUAGUGUUCAGGCAGUGUCCUGUUGUUAAUUGUAUACUGUAUAGAACUUGUGGUUUGCAGAGGUUUUAUCUCCAUAGAAUUUGUGACCUGAAACAUGGAACUAGUUAUGAUUUAAUACUGGUAUUGAGCAAAAUUUCAGCUUCACAAGUUUGUUUGAAAAUAGGACCCCGUGAAAUUACAGUCCUGUGUAACAUGAGUGAGGAAGUAGUGUUAGUGUGAAUGUGAGGAGAGAAAAGGAUGGAGAGAAAGUUCAUUGUCAUACAGAAACAUGUUAAUGUGGAUCACUAGAUUUUAAAUAAAAAAGUAAGCUUACAAAUU